AUGGAUCUUGGUGGCGUGGAUACUGCGCGUGGGGCUCAGCGCCUGGAGCGGCUGUCUUACAUUCGCUCUGCUGAAGAAGGAGAGAGGGACAAGGAGUCGACGGUGAGCGUCACUCCGACGGGGAAAGCUCCGGAUGAGGAGGAGGACGGACUGCAAGCGGGCAUGCCGCUCCGCUCCGGCGACGUGCCGAACCUGUACCAUUGGCGGUACAUUGGUCUGCUCGUGCAGUACGCAGUCGUGGGCGUGUUGUACGGAGGCCUGCCACGCACCGUGUACCCCUUCUUGAACAACUACCUGCAUCUGAACGGCUACCAAACGCUGUCGGCGCGUGUGCUGCUCUCGCUGCCUUGGUCGUUCAAAGUGAUGAUUGGGAUUGCCUCCGACUGCUUCCCCAUCUGUCGCUCCCGCCGCCGAGCGUACAUGGUUCUGGGGUGGUUGGUCUGCUCGGCCAUGCUGCUCAUUCUCGUGUUCGUGAACCAGGAGUCUCCGUUUUACAUGGACCCAACGCUACGGGGCAAGGAUCUCUCGAAUAUACCCCGCAGCGAUCUCGAUGGUCGCGUGAAUUGGGACGCACCGAGCUCGGGCUCUUUGUACGUCGUGCUGAUGAUGCUAUCGAGCUUGGGCUACAUGAUCGCUGACGUCGCGUCCGACGGACUUGUGGUGGAGUUUGCUCAGCGUGAACCGGAAAGCAUUCGCGGUAACAUCCAGUCCACAGUCUACUUGGUCCGCAGUAUUGCCAUGAUCCUGUCGGCGCUUCUGGUUGGGUUUGGACUAAACGGUGAAGACUACGGCGGGUCGUUCUCGUGGUCGUUCUCCAUGAGUCAGCUGAUGCUGAUCUUCUCACUGCUGAGUCUCGUGGCGAUCCCAGCGGCGUUGUGGCUGAUUCAAGAACCCCCGAUCGGUGGCGACGCACCUCAGUUUGGCGCGUACAUGAGUGCACUGUGGAUGCUCGUCCAGAACUCCGCCAUGGUGCAGGUGCUUGCGUAUCGGUUCUUCAGCGGCAUCUUCGAUGGCUUCACGGUCACGGCAAGCGACCCGAUCCAGCGCUACUGGGCUCGCGUGCACCCUCUCAACGAAAGUUUGUUCUCCGUGGUUGGGCUGGUCGUCUUCAGCGUGGCGCUGUACAUGACGAAGCGCAUUGGGCUGGGCUGGAACUGGCGCCGCGUGGUCGCCUGGACGACUGUCUCUGUGAUCGCGCUGGAUGCCACCGUGGGGAUGUUGACCAUUUGGGAUGUUGUGCGCAGUCAGUGGUUCUGGCUUGGCACGCCCAUACUCGAGGAGCUCCCGCAGGCCAUGGGUUUCCUCGUAUCGACGUUUGUCGUGGUGGAGCUGGCCGAGCUCGGCAACGAGGCGGCUGUGUACGGUCUCCUGACGACCGUGAGCAACCUGUCGAGUCCCUUUGCCUCGUGCAUCUCCAAGAACGUCAACGCGCUCUUCGACGUGGGCGUGGCUGACAUCAUCCGCGAUUCGACGCAUGUGCGCUGGCAAGUCACGUGGACCUUCGUGAUCGCGUACAUCAUGAAGCUGCUGUCUCUCGCGUGGCUGCCUCUCCUUCCGCGCCAGAAGCGCGAGACCCAAGAGCUCAAGCGCCAGGCUCGCUCGUGGUUCUGGGGCGGCGUCGCCACGGUCGCCAUCUUCAGCUUCGCUCUGCUCUGGUCCGUCACCACGAACCUGCUCUCCGUCUUCCCUGGCACCGCCUGCCUCGUGCUCGCCGGCGGCGCUGGUUGCAAGCCUCGCCCAAAGUCAACUUGA
This is a messenger RNA of Phytophthora sojae, 1752 nucleotides long. RefSeq lists its product as hypothetical. The transcript has a single exon. The coding region runs from base 1 to 1752 and encodes 583 amino acids. NCBI's taxonomy places the organism in Eukaryota, Oomycota, Peronosporomycetes, Peronosporales, Peronosporaceae. The record is from RefSeq and is a predicted model, not a curated record.